AUGAUUUCUUAUUCACAUCAAAGUAACAGAGUGAUGAAGGAAUCCAAGCGAGCAAGGACAUUAGAUGGGGUUGAUUUGAUCAGUAACUUGCCAGAUCGUGUUCUUCAAUUGAUUCUUUCAGGUAUUCCAAAUACAGAAGAGGCAAUUAGAAGCAGCAUUUUGUCGAGCAGAUGGAGGUAUUUGUGGACUUCAAUUCCCUCCAUAGACAUAGAUUAUACCCGAGGUCUAGAACACGAUCCCCAAAUGGUAUUGGAAAGUAUUGGAUUCAAAAAUUUUGUUUCUUGGGUUUUACUAAACAAACCCAUUGAUUUGGAUAGUUUUCGUUUACGUUGUGCGGAUUACUACGAUAUGACGACCAUAAGGCAGUGGAUUCAUGCUGCUGUUGUGAGAAAAGUCAAACUACUUGACUUGAUGUUUAGCCCAAUAGACGAGUCUGAGGAUAUUGAGAUGCCCUAUUGUCUGGUGACUUGUGGUUCUUUGGAAGUGUUAAGGUUAUGUUUGCUCGGAUAUCAUCUAUGUUUGCCUAAGAUUACAGGGUUUUCUGCACUUAGGGUUCUUGAGUUGAAUGAUGUUACGUUAAAAAAGGGUGAUUUGGUAAAAUAUUUUCUUGAAAGCUGCCCGUUGCUUGAGGAUUUGAGUUUGUUACACUGCUAUGCUGAUAAACUUGUUAUUGCAUGUCCAAAGCUCAAGAAUCUGAGAAUUGAAAACCGGGAAAGAGUUUUUGAUUAUGAAACAGAAGAUUACAUAGAUUGUAGGAUGAGUUCAAGUGUUACGAUUUGUUGCCCAAAACUGGUGCUUUUGAACUUAACUGGCUCUGUAUCUCGUGAUUUUAUUCUCUACAAUCUGUACUCCUUGAAGAAAGCUUGGAAUCUGUCCAUCAGCCUUUACUGUGUGGGACAGUGCUAUUGGCCAGAAGAAGAUGAGCCUGUAUCUCUACCUAAUCUCAAGACUUUGGAGAUAACAGUUGAUGCAGUGCAUAGGCUCAUCCCAUUUCUCAAAUGCUUUCCCGAUUUAGAGUCUCUUCAUUUGAUCUUUAUAAACGAAUCCUCACUUUUGGACCCAAUGGAAAAGUGUUUUUAUCGAGCGGACAAGUGCAAAUUAAAAAAUGCUGCAACAAUCAACUUCGUGACUCCUCUUCUUAAAAAGGUGGAGUUUCAUGAUUAUGAUGAAGAACAUCUAGCUUUAGCACGUGCCUUAUUGGAGAAUGGAAGUGCAUUGGAGGAAAUGGUUUUCAUUUGGGUUGAUGAAGCCAAGUUCCAUGAAAAGUCAUUGGAGACUAUGAAUCAAGUCUCAAACUUUCACAAGGCUUCUUCAAAUGUCAAACUUAGAUUUGUAAUCAACCCAAGACAAACCAAAUCGAUAUUGGCCCCAAAAAGAUUUGAAGCUGACUCAAGCAAGUGCUCGAGCAACUCGAGUAUUAAACUACUUGGCUGUUGAAGUCCGUGAGCUCAGUCAAAGUUACAGUUUUACCCUUAUUUGGUACAUUGUAUGACUGAGGUUAAACUCAUGACUCUACUCAAUGAAGGACUGAUGUUGUAAGCUUUGUAUUAAAAACUGUGCAAGUAGUAGCUACUUUAUUCAUAUUGUAGGUAAACCGGAUCUCUUUGUUUCAAUGGUUCUUGGAU
This is a messenger RNA of Lactuca virosa, 1625 nucleotides long. NCBI's taxonomy places the organism in Eukaryota, Viridiplantae, Streptophyta, Magnoliopsida, Asterales, Asteraceae. The record is from the annotation of a GenBank genome assembly.